UCUACAGGGACGAGCUGGAGGAAUGCGUACAAAGUUUUUUAGGGCUGGGCGCUGUGGCGUCGUUUCUCUCACGCAUCGAUUUGUAGGCAGCAGCAGGAAUCGGCGCUUAGAUCUAGGCGCUAGCGAAUGGCGGAUUGAUUGAGAAUCAGGCGUGAUUUCGUCCGGGGAAUGGCGAUCGGGAGGACAAUGCUGGUGCUGGAUUGAUUCAGGCAGUGUUCCAGGGGUAAGCAUCGAGAGGAAUCGCUGGUUUCCCGCGAGAUUUCUGCUGGGAGCGUAUGUUGCAGGCCUCAAUGCUCGCGGCGGAUUUCCUUGACUAGUUAAUUCCCGAUAGAACUUCUCCUCUUCAGGUUGAGAUAGCGAAAAAUCUGGCAAGGGCUGGGUCCCUGUUCGAUCGUCAGUCGCACCACGCAAGGUUCUACACAAUCUCUGAUAGAGCAAAUAAAAGGUCCUUUCGUCUGACAGGAGUACUCUCUAAUGCUUUAGUCACGUACGAAGGACUGCCAUGGGGAGGAAACUGUUUGUGGAGGUUUGUAAUGCUGCGGAUCUCAUGCCCAAGGAUGGACAGGGAUCCGCGAGUGCUUACUGCACGCUGGAGUUCGAUGGACAACGUCGGAAAACCGAUACAAAGGCCAAGGAUUUAAAUCCAGUGUGGAACACCGUCGUCGAGUUUCCGAUACUCGAAGGCAAAAAUCUCGAAAGUGAGGUGCUGGAGUUGUCAGUGCUGUGCGAGAAACGAGGUGCGCAGAGGAAGCCAGGAUUUCUGGGAAAGGUGAAGAUUCCAGGGAGGAGCAUUGUGAAGAAAGGGGAGGAGGCUCUUGUAUACUAUCCUCUGGAGAAGCGAAGCAUGUUCUCGCAAGUCAAGGGAGAGAUUGGUUUGAAAGUUUGGUGGAGCGACGAUCCGGAUCCAUCACCGCCAGCUCCAGCUUCUCCUUCUGCUGCCGCAGCUGCUUCUGGUGGUGGUACUCCUCCAGCGGAAGAAGUUACUGCAAAAGACGCAGCGGUGCCAGAAGUUACAGAAGAAGCUCCUGCUGCGCCUGCUGCUGCUGCUGCUGCUGCCGCUGCCGCGGAACAUCAUCCAGCUCCGUCCGAGCCAGCUGAAGCUCCUGUCGAACAGGUACGAGAAAUUCAGCUCGAAGAGAUGGCGGAGCCGAAGGAAGAGAAGCAUGAAGAGACGGAGGAAAGGAGAGAAGACGCAAGAGAGGAGGUGCCAAUGGAGCGGAAGGAAGAGCAAGAAGAGAUGAGAGAGAUACCGAACGAGAGCAAGGAAGAGAAGCACGAGAAGGAAGAGGAGAAGAGAGAAGAAGCGAGGGACGAGAAGAAAGAAGAAGAAAAGAAGAAGAAAGAGGAGAAGCAUGAAGAGAAGAAUGAGCAGAAGCAUGAACCGAAGCAGUAUGAAGAAAAGAAGAAAGAGGAGAAGAAGGAGAACAAGAAGGAGGACAAGGAGGAGAAGAAACCAGAGGAGACGAGAGAAUAUCGAAGUGUGGGAAGGAGGGAAGAACAGAAAGACGUGAAGGAUCAAAAGAUAAAAGAGAGGAAAGGUGACGCACCGACAAUCGUCAUAAAGAGGCACGACGACGAACACGAACACGAGCUCUCUCGGAAGCUAGUCCGGUCAAGCACUGUGCCAUCGACAGACUUCCAUUUGAAGGAGACUACGCCCGCUCUUGCCAGAGGAAUCGGAGAGAGAGUGGUCACGUAUGAUCUGGUGGAGAAGAUGAACUACUUGUUCGUCAAGGUGGUGAAGGCCCGAGCUCUGAUGGAAUCCGGCAGCGGCUCCUCUUAUGCAAGGAUAGUUUUUGGGAGCCUCACGGCAAAGACGAAGGAGGUUGGCAAGAGCCUGUUCCCGGAGUGGCACGAAAUCUUUGCCUUCAGCAAGGAUAAUUCUGCAGGACCCGUGGUAGAAGUCAGCAUCUGGGACCACGAAACAGAUCAGUUCAUGGGAGCUGUCGGCUUUGACUUGCAAGAAAUUCCUUUCCGAGUUCCUCCAGACAGUCCCUUGGCACCGCAGUGGUACAGGCUCGAAAACAUCAGCAAGAAUGCCGAGAAGAAAGUCCGAGGGGAUGUGAUGCUGGCUAUAUGGUGGGGAACGCAAGCCGACGAAGCUUUCACGGAAGCAUGGCAGUCGGACUCUGGAGGAUACGCACACACUCGAGCGAAAGUUUAUCUCUCUCCAAAGCUUUGGUACCUGAGAGUGAACGUCAUCGAGGCUCAGGAGGUCCAACCGAUGGACAGGACGAGAUUUCCAGAAGUGAGCGUUCGUGCACAGCUGGGGUUCCAGAUCUACAAGACGAAGGUGGCGAGCAACCGUAACACAAGUCCUCAGUGGAACGAGGACUUGCUGUUCGUGGCCUCGGAGCCUUUUGAAGACGAGCUGCUGCUGGUUGUCCAGAACAAAACCGCCAAGCCCAACGAGGAAGAGGUGCUCGGGAUGGUGAAGAUAGCUCUCGCCGGGAUCGAGAAGAGGAUAGACCAUCGCCAGGUGAACUCCAAGUGGUUCGAUCUCGUGAGAUACAACGGAGGUGACAAGCACUUCCACGGCCGGCUUCACUUGCGGCUGUGCUUCGAUGGUGGCUACCAUGUCAUGGACGAAGCCACACACUACAGCAGCUGUGUUCGGCCGACGGCCAAGCAGCUGUGGAGGCCAGUGGUGGGAGUUCUCGAGCUCGGGAUUAUCAGGGGCAAGGACGUCCAUCCAAUGAAAACAGUCGACGGCAGGGGUGCUACCGACGCUUACUGCGUCGCAAAGUAUGGCCAGAAAUGGGUGAGGACGAGAACCAUCGUCGACAACUUAAACCCCCGGUGGAACGAGCAGUACUCCUGGGAAGUCUACGAUCCAUGCACAGUUCUCACGGUCGGGGUGUUCGACAACUGCCAUGUCCAUCCUCACCCGGAAGGAGGCAAAGACUUGAAGGACUUACAGAUUGGCAAAGUUCGUAUCCGGCUGUCGACGCUGGAGAGCGAGAGGAUCUACACCAACAGCCAUCCGCUGCUCAUGCUCCAGCGCUCCGGCGUGAGGAAGCUCGGAGAGAUCGAGCUCGCCGUGCGGUACUCGUCGGUUUCCAUCGUCAGCGUCAUGGGUCUCUACUUCCGGCCGCUGCUGCCAAAGAUGCACUACUUGCAUCCGCUGGGGGUGACGCAGUCGGAGAUCCUUCGCAUCAGCGCGAUGAGGCUCGUCGCCAUCCGGCUCAACCGUUCCGAGCCGCCACUCCGCCAGGAAGUCGUCCAGUUCAUGCUUGACGCCGACUUCCACGUCUGGAGCCUGCGGCGCUCCAAGGUGAACUACUUCCGGAUCAUGAACUUACUGGCGGGUCCGAUGGCCGUGGGGACGUGGUUCCACAACAUCUGCCACUGGAAGAACCCGGUGACAACGCUGCUCGUCCACAUCCUCUUCCUCAUCCUGGUGAUGUUCCCGGAGCUCAUCCUUCCGACGCUCUUCCUCUACCUCUCGCUCAUCGGCGCCUGGAGGUACCGCUACAGGCCUCGGUCGCCUCCAUCCAUGGACGGGAAGUUGUCACAGGCCGAGCAGGUGGAACCCGACGAGCUGGACGAAGAGUUUGAUCCAAUCCCGACGAACAAAGAUCCCAGCGUCGUCAAGGCUCGCUACGAUCGGCUCCGGAUAGUUUCUUCGCGGAUCCAGCACGUCCUGGGAGACAUAGCCACGCAGGGGGAGAGGCUUACCGCGCUGCUAAGCUGGAGAGACCCGCGAGCGAGCGGGAUAAUGGUGGCGGUGUGCAUGACCAUCGCCAUCUUUCUCUACGUGGUUCCACUCCGGGUGAUCGUGGUGAUCGUGGGGCUCUACGUUUUGAGGCAUCCAAAGUUCCGGGAGCGCUUGCCGGGCUGGCCGAUCAAUUUCUUCCGGAGGCUGCCGUCACUGGCAGAUCGUAUACUUUGAUGUACGUUAAUGUACCGCGCGGCUUACCGUGUGGCGUUUAACUUGCAGUGCGGCAUUCUUUAAAAA
Messenger RNA from Selaginella moellendorffii, 3958 nucleotides. Its product is annotated as FT-interacting protein 1. The transcript is spliced from 4 exons. Bases 503 to 3892 code for a protein of 1129 amino acids. The record is from RefSeq and is a predicted model, not a curated record. Lineage: Eukaryota; Viridiplantae; Streptophyta; Lycopodiopsida; Selaginellales; Selaginellaceae.